GUAACAUGCAUGUAUCACUAGCUGAAGCCCUGGAGGUUCGGGGAGGACCACUACACGAAGAAGAAAUAUGGGCUGUAUUGAAUCAAAGUGCUGAAAGCCUUCAAGAAUUGUUCCGUAAAGCUGAUCCUGCUGCACUGAGCUUCAUCAUUUCUCCCUGGUCUCUGCUGCUGCUUCCAUCCGGAAGUGUAUCGUUUACAGAUGAAAAUGUUUCUAACCAAGAUCUCCGAGCAUUCACAGCACCAGAAGUGCUCCAGAAUCAGCCACUUUCCUCUCUCUCGGAUGUUGAAAAGAUUCACGUUUAUUCUCUUGGGAUGACACUUUAUUGGGGAGCCGACUAUGAAGUUCCACAAAGCCAACCUAUCAAACUUGGAGACCAUUUAAACAGCAUACUGCUCGGCAUGUGUGAAGAUGUCGUUUACGCCCGCUUGUCUGCCCGAACCGUUCUGGACGCUUGCAGUGCUCACGUACGGAAUAGUAACUGCUCACCAUCUUUCUCAUAUGUGAAGCAGUUGGUGAAACUGGUUCUGGGAAGUUUAUCUGGGGUGGAUCAGCUUUCCUGCAUUGGGGACAGAAGGCUGCAGACGGAUAGGAGCCAGGCCAUCCGGGAGAGGCUGAGAGGAAAAGGUCUUCCCACAGGAAGAAGUUCAGCAGUUGAUGCUCCAGACAUUCACAAGAGUCAGUUCUCUCAACUGGCCAACCUUAACAAAGGGCUUAGCAAAUCGAUGGGGGUUUUGUCCAUCAGAGGCUCACAAGAUGGAGAAGAAUGUUGCCAAGGCCUUUCCUCCAAUUAUCACUCUGGCCAUGAAGAUGCCCCGAAUACUUGCUGCCCAUACCGGUGUAGAGCUGCGGACUUGGAAAGAAAAAGUAACGUUGGAGCCGAAGCCCGUCCGAAACGAAAAGGUUGGGCUUCCUCCUCAGACUUGCUGAGUGAUUCAGUGACAGAGAGAGACCAUGUUGGGGAUUCUCACAGACACCACCACCAUCACGCGGAGACGAUUGCGGCACGGUCUUCAGCAGCCGCUAGAAGCAAGGAGGGAAGAUAUUCUGAUGGGAGCUUAGCCCUUGAUCUGUUUGGUCCUCACAAACUAGAUCAGGCGCGCCAUGUGCCAGAGUUUUCAACAUCUGUGGCCAUUUCAAGUGCCUUUGACAGGAUCCGAGAGAGGCAGAAAAAACUGCAGCAGCUGAGACAAGCCAUGGAUGCUGAAGAACAUGGACGAAGAUACAGAUCUUACCACAAUGACAUAUACAAUACAGACAGUGAAAGUCCGUCCUUCAUUUCUUCUGAUGCAGAUUUUAGACAAGUGAAAAGAAUGGAAGGUUUAAAGAGAGAUGACUCCAGCGGCCCAAGUUCGGAUGACGUUUCUUCAGCAAAUCAAAUCCAGGGACAAAGAUCAAGGCAAUACGAAGCAUCACUUGACGGCAGCCUAGUAAGCCAAGAAGUAAUGCUCAAGCGGCAGGAAGAGGAGAUGAUGCAGCUGCAGGCUAAAAUAGCCCUCCGGCAGUCUCGGCUAAGCCUCUAUCCUGGAGACCUGGUGAAGACACCCAUUCUGGAUAUGUCCAGAGAUCCCCUAAGAGAAAUUGCUUUGGAAACAGCCAUGACCCAAAGGAAACUAAGGAAUUUCUUUGGUCCUGAAUUUGUGAAAACAACCAUUGAGCCAUUCACCUCUCUGGACCUGCCAAAGUCAAUUUUGAACAAGAAAGGGAAGAAUGAAGAGAGCCGUCGGAAAGUAAACAUCUUGCUUCUAAGUGGGCAGAGGCUGGAGGUGACCUGCGACACCAAGACGAUAUGCAAGGAUGUGUUUGAUAUGGUGGUGGCCCAUAUUGGUUUAGUGGAGCAUCACUUGUUUGGCUUGGCUACCUUAAAAGAAAAUGAAUUUUUCUUCAUCGAUCCAGAAUUAAAACUAACAAAAAUAGCCCCUGAGGGAUGGAAAGAAGAGCCAAAGAAAAAGAGCAAGAACACCAUCAACUUCUCCUUGUUCUUCCGUAUUAAGUUCUUUGUGGAUGAUUGCAGCUUGAUACAACACACUCUGACAUGUCAUCAGUAUUACUUGCAGUUAAGGAAAGAUCUCCUGGAGGAGAGGAUGCACUGUGACGAUGAAACAGCUUUACUGCUAGCAUCACUGGCUCUCCAGGCUGAAUAUGGAGAUUACCAAGCAGAGGUGCAUGGCCUGUCUUAUUUCAGACUGGAGCACUACUUACCACCUAGAGUGAUGGAGAACCUGGACCUUUCUCACGUCAAAGAAGAAUUGCCAAAACUGCAUAGCACUUACGCUGGAGCUUCUGAAAAAGAAGCCGAGUUGGAAUUUCUGAAGAUUUGUCAGAGGUUAACGGAGUAUGGUGUUCACUUUCAUCGCGUAUUGCCAGAGAAGAAGUCUCAGACUGGAAUUCUGUUGGGUGUCUGCCCUAAAGGAGUUCUUAUUUUCGAAGUUCACAACGGCAUCCGUUCUCCUGUCCUUCGCUUCCCAUGGAGAGAAACAAAGAAAAUAUCAUUUAGUAAGAGGAAAGUAACUCUGCAGAACACAUCCGAUGGUAUAAAACAUGCAUUCCAAACCGACACAAGCAAGACCUGUCAGUACUUGCUGCAGCUAUGCUCUUCGCAACAUAAAUUUCAGCUACAGAUGAGAGCCAGGCAAAGUAACCAGGAUACUCAGGAGAUUGAAAGAGCGUCCUUUAGGAGCCUCAACCUCCACACAGACUCUGUGAAAGGAUUUAACAUGGGCCGGGCAAUCAGCACAGGCAGCCUGGCCAGCAACACGCUGAGCCGCCUGGCUGUCCGGCCAUUGUCGGUUCAGGCAGAAAUCCUGAAGAGACUGUCCUGCUCCGAGUUGUCCCUCUUCCAGCCCCUCCAGGGUUGCUCCAGAGACAAGAACGAGAAGCAGUCGUGGGAAGAAAGGCCCAAGAUCAUGAGCAAAUCCUUCCACGAUCUGAGCCAGAGUCAGAUCUCGGUCAGCCCUUUUCGGAAAAACGUCAUUGGCGCUGCAGACUCUUCUUCGCGAAGGAUGGAAGAAUUAAUGGGGAAAAUCUUCCAACCGGUGCCAAAAACUGAUGCGGAAUCAGCGUCUGGAGCAGCAAAGUUGAAUAAUUUACAGUCUCAUGCAGGUUUAAAUGCCAGCCUAGAAAGAAAGAAAAAUGAAUCAGACUCCUCCUCCACCGAAGAUACUGGCCAAGCCUAUGUUCUAGAUGUACAAACAAAACAGAAUGUGAUUUCAUUGCCAGAGAGGGAGAUCAACUUGGUAAAGUUGAAAAAAGAUGAAAAGUACGGCUUAGGGUUCCAGAUCACUGGUGGGGAGAAGACUGGAAAACUUGAUCUUGGAAUUUUCAUUCGUUCCAUAACUCCCGGAGGACCAGCUGAUCUGCAGGGGUCAUUGAAACCAGGAGAUCGCCUGAUAUCGGUGAACAGCAUGAGCUUGGAAGGAGUCAGCCACCAUGCAGUGCUCGAAAUUCUGGAGAGGGCUCCCAGCGAUGUGACCCUUGUCAUCUCCCAGCCUAAAGAGAGGCCGACCAAAGAAUUGCUGAGUCUCUUCAGCGGUUCGAGAGACUAUUUAAAGGGGCCUUCGUGGGCACAGGACAAUGAGGCAGAGUCGUCUUCUGAGGAGCACAGCAGGCCUCCCUGCCACCAGAGACCCUCUUCAGGGAGUCCACCCGGCCUUCGCUCAGGCAAACGAGACGGGAGCCUGAGCUCUCAGGACUCCAGGACCGAGAGCGCCACCCUGUCCCAAAGUCAGUCCAACAGUGUCUUUGGCAACCAUGUCAACGACAAGGUACAGCAGGAACUGCAGCAUUGCCACAGCUCCCAGCUUGGCUUUUCUGGUGGCAAUGAGAAGAACAGAACUUCCUCUGAGACGAACCAAACAAAAACGAAACGGGUUGGAGUGGUGGAGAAUGCGGAAUAUUCUGACCGAGGGGAUUCUGAUAUGGAUGAAGCAACUUUCUCCAGCAGCCAGGAGCAGAUGCUAGCUAAAAAGGAGCCUUCUUCUAUGAAUUCGGCCAGCUCGGUGAAUUCUAAAAAGCUUUCUGCACCGCCUCUUAAACCAGGAGAUGUCUUUGAGGUUGAACUAGUCAAAAAUGAGAACGGCUUGGGAAUAAGUGUCACGGGGGGUGUCAACACCAACGUGAGACAUGGAGGCCUGUAUGUGAAGGCUGUUAUUCCUAAAGGAGCAGCGGAGGCAGAUGGCAGGAUUCGAAAAGGUGACCGAGUUCUGUCUGUCAAUGGUGUUUCUUUGGAAGGAGCUACCCAUAAACAAGCUGUAGAAAUCCUGAGGAAUACUGGCCAGGAGGUCCACCUUGUAUUGGAAAAGGGGCAGUUUCCAGCUACCAAAGUGCAUGCUCCUGUGACUCCACAGUACACACCUCCAGUCCAGUCCAGUCAAGGUGUCACUCCAGAGAAACCUGUAAAGAAGACUUUAAGUACCAGGGACUAUAACUUUGUCACUGAUGAAAACACCUUUGAGGUGAAUCUAAUAAAAAAUAGUUCCGGCCUGGGCUUCAGUUUCUGCCGUGAAGACAGUGUUUCUCCAGAACAGCCAGGUUCCAGCAUAGUCAGGGUUAAAAAACUUUUCCCUGGACAACCCGCAGCAGAAAGUGGGCAGAUUGAAGUCGGGGACGUCAUCCUGAAAGUGAAUGGUGCUUCGUUGAAAGGAUUGUCCCAACAGGAAGUCAUCUCAGCUCUCAGAGGAACAUCCCCCGAAGUUACUCUUCUCCUCUGCAGGCCUCUCCCUGGAAUCCUACCAGAAAUUGAUCCUUCUUUGUUGACACCAAUCCAUUCCCCACAGCAGAUUUUCUCAGAUCACAGUAAAGGUAACUCCCGGCCCUUGAAUGGAGAACAAGAAGACAGUUCAGAUGAAAACGAAGCUCCUGACCAGGGCAAGAAGCGGAUCAAGUCCCCUGCUAGGAGAGACAGCUACAGCGAUAGCAGUGGGAGCGGAGGGGAAGAGCCUGCCGCAAGCACAGCCCAGAUCUCAAGCAGCAGAUGGACCUCCGCUCUGUACCAGACUCCAAGCAAAUCAACGGCUCGAGCACAUAGUCCUUUCGAGACUCCCUGCAGUCAGAAGGAGGCUAUUCGCACAAUAUAUUACUCCCCUCAUGAGUUGUCUAGGAAACUAGAACUCGAGGAAGGUAGCCCUCCAUCUUCUCUCCUGGUGGAUUUGUCGCCAGUACAAAACUGCAGAACCGUCACACCUGGCUCAGCAGAUGAAAACUACGCCUCUCCCGUAUCAGAGUUCUCAACUCCCCAGGGAGGGCUGGCAUCGCUUUUCAACCAACUUGAGAAAAAUGCUGAUGAAUACGAACCGGAGGUGGAGCUCCAUGUGACCCUGACAAAAUCAGAAAAGGGCAGCCUUGGUUUCACAGUGACCAAAGGCCACGAAAGUGUUGGCUGCUACAUCCACGAUGUUCUUCAGGACCCUGCCAAAAGUGAUGGGCGAUUACGACCCGGAGAUCGCCUCAUCAAGGUUAAUGACACAGAUGUGACAAACAUGAGCCAUACAGAUGCCGUCAGUUUUCUUCGAUCAGCCCCAAAGACAGUCAGACUGGUGCUUGGACGUGUUCUGGAGUUACCCAAGAUACCCGUGUUGCCGCACAUGCUGCCCAACAUUAGCCUGGCGUGCCAUAAAGAAGAACUGGGUAUCUCUCUCGCAGGCGGUCAUGAUAGCCUUUAUCAGGUGGUCUAUAUUAGUGAUAUCAGUCCAAAGUCUGCUGCGGCCAUGGAAGGAACUCUCCGCACAUUAGACAUCAUCCAUUACAUUAAUGGGAUCAGCACUCAGGGAAUGUCUUUGAAAGAAGCUAAGAGGACGCUGGAGAUGUCACUUCCUGUGGUGGUGCUGAAGGCAACGAGAGAUGCUCAUCCGGUGUUUCCAAAGAAUAAAAGCACAGCGAGCUCCAGUCCAAAGUCAAUCAAACCUAAUGGUCAUCUUAUAGGUGAGUCUUUUGGCAGAGCAGAAACAGGACUUGAUGCACAUGCACCCAAGGUUAAUGGUGACCUGAUCAAUAGUCACCAGAAAAAAGGGCCAGGGAAUGUCACUGUAUCUAAAGAGACGUCCUCGGGUGAUGCUACUAAUCUGGCCUCGGAUUUUUCCAACUACAAUAACAACUCCGAGGUCCAAGAGGAUGACGAUGAUUCUUAUGAUGAGGAUGAUCACAACGAAGUCAUUCAGUACCUUUUGGACGUUGUAGAUGAAGAAGCCCAGAACUUGUUAAACCGGAGCAAUGCCAUAUCUGGGAAUCAUCUGUCAGAGGCAAAUGGGAAGCUUACAGAAGAAAAAUCAGAAGACACAGACUGUGAUGGAUCAUCUUUGCCUGAAGAUUUUCCAGAGCCACCACAAAUAAAUGGCUGUGAAGAUCAUUGUAAUGACAGAGGGAUUUCUGAAAGAUUACCUCGGCAAUCUUCAGAAGGCCAAGGAGAUGACGAUGAGAUUACGUGGGGUAGCGAGGAGCUCCCGAUUGAAUCAAUCAACCAGAAGAAACCUGUUGAAGAUCGCCCAUUGAUAACAGACAAAGAGCUUGCGGCACUUCCUGUGGUCCAAGUGCUUCCUUCCGGCAAAUAUACAGGAUCCAAGUUGAAGUCCACGGUGCGAAUGCUGCGGGGCCUGUUGGAACAGGGCGUCCCUUCUAAGGAGAUUGAGAAUCUUCAGGACUUAAAGCCUUUGGAUCAGUGUUUGAUUGGCCAAACAAAAGAAAACAGGAAGAAGAACAGAUAUAAGAAUAUACUACCUUAUGACACCACAAGAGUGCCUCUGGGGACCGAAGGCGGCUACAUCAACGCCAGCUUCGUCCGGAUGCAAGUGGGGAGCAAAGAAUAUGUUUAUAUUGCUUGCCAAGGACCCCUCCCUACUACUGUGGCGGACUUCUGGCAAAUGGCCUGGGAACAAAACUGCACUGUCAUCGCCAUGAUGACCCAGGAAGUAGAAGGGGAGAAGAUCAAGUGCCAGCGGUACUGGCCCGAUGAACUGGGCAAAACCACGAUGAUCAACCACAGGCUCCGGCUCGCCCUUGUGAGGCAGCAGCAGCUCAAAGGCUUCGUUGUGAGGGUCAUGGAGCUAGAAGACAUUCACACGGGCGAACUGCGGCACGUGUCCCAUUUGAACUUUACUGCCUGGCCGGAUCAUGACACGCCCUCCCAGCCAGAUGAUUUGCUCACUUUUAUAUCCUACAUGAGGCACGUCCACAAAUCAGGACCAAUCAUCACUCACUGCAGUGCAGGCAUUGGACGAUCGGGGACGCUCAUUUGCAUUGACGUGGUCUUGGGACUCAUCGGCCAAGAUCUAGAGUUUGACAUCUCAGACAUCGUGCGCAACAUGCGCCUGCAGAGGCAUGGAAUGGUGCAAACUGAGGACCAGUAUAUUUUCUGCUAUCAAGUUAUCCUUUAUGUCCUAAAACGUCUUCAAGUCGAAGAACAGCAGCAGAGAAACAACUAAAUGUGAAAGCCAAGUAUGCUUUUAAAUGGGGGCGGUGGGGUUGGACAGAGAAAAAGAGGUUCCUGAAGAAUUCAGGCACCAUCUAACACUACAGAAUCCAAGUGGUUUAAUGUUCAUUCUGUCUGUCUCAAAGGUUAUUCCUGCCACAGAAUCCUCAGUGAACCAUAAUUUACAGAAAACCUUGGGGGGAAGCUGGGACUGCUGAACUGGUAUCAAGCUAAUAUGUAUUUGUGGCACAAGUGUGCCGUCAUGAGUGCGGUCUUGCCAAUAGGGUCCCAGUUUCUGACAAGCAUCAUGUACCCCUGCACUCCCCCGACUUCUGAAUGGUACAGAGCCUUGGGUCCCAUUGGACGGUGCUGCAGUUAGUGCAGUUUUUGGACAUUCUGACAAACAAUUGACAUUUUUAAACAGCUUUCUGUUUUUCCAAGAAGUAUUAAUGUCUCCUACGGUUGUUAUUUUUUUCUUCCCAGCUAUUUUAUAAUAUAUUCUAAUGCUGGGGAUGAUGGGCAGGGUGGGGGGAGAGAUACAAACAGUAUUUUAUCCUGGUGGACUUUCUUACAGGGACAUUUGUAUUAGUCUGUUUUUAAAAAUGUUUGUUUAUAGCAGAGCUGUCUUUUUCCAGCAUUUUUUUAAAAAGAUACGGUAGAGCUUUUUAUAGAAAAUACUUGAAAUCAGUAUUUAAGCUUUACAUCAUAUUAGCAUAGGGGAAAGUAGCAAACAUUGAACUGUAAGUAUCACAUGUUAUAUUGUUUACUUUAUAGAGACUUAUGUAUAUAUUUAUAUACUUUUACAAAAAAAAUGUUGAAUUAUCAGGUGUCUGAGUGUAUAACUACUGAGACACCUCCACAGUGUAAAUAAAAAUACACUUUUAAAAUAUGAAAAA
This is a messenger RNA of Heteronotia binoei (common prickly gecko), 8295 nucleotides long. It is a transcript of the gene PTPN13, whose product is annotated as protein tyrosine phosphatase non-receptor type 13. Gene Ontology annotation, cellular component: nucleus; cytoplasm; cytoskeleton. Bases 6 to 7412 code for a protein of 2468 amino acids. Lineage: Eukaryota; Metazoa; Chordata; Lepidosauria; Squamata; Gekkonidae. Gene Ontology annotation, molecular function: protein tyrosine phosphatase activity; phosphatidylinositol 3-kinase regulatory subunit binding. The record is from RefSeq and is a predicted model, not a curated record. Gene Ontology annotation, biological process: peptidyl-tyrosine dephosphorylation. The transcript is spliced from 46 exons.